This is a messenger RNA of Endocarpon pusillum Z07020, 663 nucleotides long. RefSeq lists its product as uncharacterized. NCBI's taxonomy places the organism in Eukaryota, Fungi, Ascomycota, Eurotiomycetes, Verrucariales, Verrucariaceae. The record is from RefSeq and is a predicted model, not a curated record. The coding region runs from base 1 to 663 and encodes 220 amino acids. The transcript has 3 exons. Gene Ontology annotation, cellular component: nucleus; cytoplasm.
AUGUCGUUCGGCACGCUUUACACCCACAAGCCCAAUCCUCGAACAACCGCCAUCCUAGCCAUCGCGAAAGCGCAUGGCCUCAAAUUGGAUAUCGUCUAUGCAGAGAGAGAAAACAAGGAGAACUAUGAGAAGCUUCUCCAGAUCAACCCUUUGGGCCAAGUGCCUGUUUUUGUAGGCGCGGAUGGCCAUGUUAUGACCGAAUGCAUUGCCAUCGCUCUGUACAUUACAUCACAGAGCGACACGACGACCCUCCUUGGCUCCAGCCGCCGAGACUAUUAUGAAAUCCUCAGAUGGAUGUCCUUGGCGAAUUCGGAUCUGCUGCCCGCCAUCGGAGGCGUCGUCCUCCCUCUCAUCGGCAAACACUUGGCUGUGCGGAAGAACACCGAAGACUGUUUGCGUGCCUUCUACACAGACUGCAAGCUCCUCGAGAACCACUUGCAGAAGAACAAGUAUCUGGUUGGGGACCAGCUGACGCUUGCCGACUUUUUCACAGUGGGCACCAUUGUGUUUGCAUUUGUGGUAUUCCAUAAAGUGUUGCAUGCAGAGUAUCCGCGGCUGACGGAGUGGUUCAACGAGAUUUAUGAGAUGCCCAUGUUCAAGGACGUUGCGGGGGAUUUACACUUGGCCAAUAUACCAUAUCCCACAUUGCCAGAAGAUAAAUAG